UUUAUAUAUUCAUAGGCCCAUAUUUUGCCACAUUGUGUAAGAUUGGGCCGAAGCCCAUAUUAUGUAGCGUAACUUCGCUUUGAAUGAAAUCGGAGCGUAUCUGCUCAAUCCAACGGUCCAAAUCUCAGAACGCUCCAUCAAUGGAGUAACGUCUCCUCUCCCAACGGUCAAAUAAUCCUCAAGAAAUACUCACUCCCUCAUCAAUCACCAUUCUCAAUCCCUAGUUUCUCGCACAAAGAGAUCGAUUACUCUUACAAUGACUUCAACCGAGCAUACAGAGACGCUCAACGCUCCAGAACUUCAGAUCUGGAACAACGCUGCUUUCGACGACGGCGAUUCCAAUCUCACUUCCGCCAUCGAAGCUUCCUGGUCUAACCUCAACGCAUCGUUCGAUUCCGAUUGCAGCAAGGAGAAUCAGAUUCCUGUUUCGGUUUCCUCUUCGCUCAAAUCCUCGGUCUCGUUCUCCACCGAUGAUCCGAUUCGCUCCGGUAGAGUUAAAGAAAAGCCACACAAGACCGUGAAGGCGAGACACGGCGAUAUUGAUGCAGAGAUCGAGGAAGUAGAGAAGGAGAUGAACCGGUUAUCGAUCAGAUUGGAAUCGCUCCGGUUAGAGAAGGCGGAGCAGAUCGCAAGAAGCAUCGCGAUAAGAGGAAGAAUCGUCCCGGCGAAGUUCAUGGAGUCUCAGAAAGCGACGGUGAGGUUUGACACAGGAGCGAAACCAAGAACCACCCCACGUAGAGGCGUUAGCUUGGGUCCAGGGGAGAUAUACUCAGCUGCGAAGAAGUCGGAGACGACGGUGACUCCUCUUCAAUCAGCUCAGAAUCGGCGCAAGUCUUGUUUCUUCAAGCUUCCUGGGAUCGAGGAAGGGAAGAAGGCAAUGACGAAAGGUAGAGGACGAAGUCUGAGUCCUAGAUCUCGCAAAGCUAAGGUGACGGCGGCUGAGAAGCAAGCAGCGACGACUGGUGGGUCAAAGAGAGCGGUGAAGAAAGAGGAAAGUGUGUUAUCAUCGAUCCAGCCUAAGAAGCUAUUCAAAGAAGAGGAAAAGAGGAAGCCUUUGAAGCCAGGAAGAGUGGUGGCUAGCAGGUACAGUCUGAUGAGCAAGACGGCGGAGAAAGAUGCGAGGAAACGUUCGUUGCCGGAGAACGAGGAGAAGGAGAAUCACAGGUCGGAGAAGAGAAGAGCUUCUGAUGAGAAUAGGAAGAGUGAGGGGAGAGUGAAGAAGAGAUGGGAGAUUCCAAGUGAAGUUGAGGUGUAUUGCAGUGGUGUGAGUGAUGAGACUCCUUUAGGUAAAGAGCUGCCUAAGAUCAGAACGCUUCGUGGUCGUGUUGGGGAGAGCCCUCGUGACUCAGGGGCUGCUAAAAGAGUUUCCGAGUUGGAAAGCAAGAACCGUGAUUUCACGUUUUGCCAGCUUCUGAGGUUUGAAGAAUGAAUGAUCGAUUAGUCAUUUUGAGUUGAAAAAGUCCACAACUCUUGUUGUAGUGAUAUUAUUGUGAAUUUGGUUUGUUGUUUAAUGUCUAAAUACACAUAUUAAAGAUUUUGAGUUUUGUUGUCUUUUAUCUUCUGUAAUAUCAGAUCCCUGAAUAAUGAAUGAUUCUCAAAAAAGGUUUUUGCUU
Messenger RNA from Brassica rapa (field mustard), 1613 nucleotides. RefSeq lists its product as uncharacterized. The record is from RefSeq and is a predicted model, not a curated record. NCBI's taxonomy places the organism in Eukaryota, Viridiplantae, Streptophyta, Magnoliopsida, Brassicales, Brassicaceae.